AUGUUCAACACUUUUCACUAUGACUCGCUGUACUGGAGGGAUGAGAAUGAAUAUAACCUUCCUGGAGGAGAGACUGGGUUUGACUCACAAGAAACCAAGUUACCAACCUAUUGGAACACAUCUUUCUCCAAGAUCUGUCUUGGUAUGAAGAUCGACCAACAGAUUAACUUCAUUGUCAUCAACAAGCAGGCCAACUCUCUAUACUCACUGAUCGCUGAUGGGCAAUACCGCGCCACCUCACUGGGUCGUAACACUUGGAAGAAGUUGAUUGGUUCAAAAGCAUCCUUACAGCGAAAGUGUAACAAGGAAGGGUUCAAUGUUGUGUGUACUGAUAGUCGUCAUUCAAAAGCAAAAAUCGGGAUCCUUGGAAAUAAUGUAAACGACUGCAAGUUAUGUGAUUCCAGAAUCGGGUUUGGAACAGGAGGAAAACAUGAUGACAAGAACACGUGUGGAAACGAGGCAACCUACUCACCAGAUAAUGGACGCAAACACAUCAAAGCAAUGGGUUACAUCCUAGUGCAGUGA
Messenger RNA from Orbicella faveolata, 525 nucleotides. Its product is annotated as putative skeletal organic matrix protein 5. Lineage: Eukaryota; Metazoa; Cnidaria; Anthozoa; Scleractinia; Merulinidae. The record is from RefSeq and is a predicted model, not a curated record.